Paramecium tetraurelia is the source of this 915-nucleotide messenger RNA. RefSeq lists its product as uncharacterized. Lineage: Eukaryota; Ciliophora; Oligohymenophorea; Peniculida; Parameciidae. The record is from RefSeq and is a predicted model, not a curated record. Gene Ontology annotation, molecular function: ATP binding; protein serine/threonine kinase activity. Gene Ontology annotation, biological process: protein phosphorylation; signal transduction. Gene Ontology annotation, cellular component: cytoplasm. The transcript has 8 exons.
AUGGUUUAUUUGGUAAAAGUCGAAAGAGUGAUAGUGUAGGCUAUCGACACAAAAACCAACGAGAAAGUGACUAUAAAGAAGGUGUUUUAAGAUAGGAGAUACAAGAAUCGAGAACAUCUCAUAAUUUCAGAGUUGAAUCAUCCAUGCAUUACAAUGCCAAAAAUGUUUAUAUUAAAUUUAAUGUACGCUGAAGAUAUCUUAUUGAAUUUAGUGAUGGAUUACAUCUCUGAAACCUUAAGCAAGGAGAAACGCAAAUUCAAAAUCACUAGAACCAUUCCCCAGUCAAACACUUAAGAUAUACAGCUACCAAAUGCUGAGAGCCAUGGCCUAUUUUCAAGGCAUCGGCAUCUGUCACAGAGACAUUAAACCUCAAAACAUAUUAGUAAACCCUACUAAUCAUGUACUGAAAUAUGCGAUUUAGGAUCUGCCAAUAGAUUGAUGGCUGGAGAAUCCAACGUUGCCUACAUAUACUCCCGAUUUUAUAGAGCUCAAGAAUUAAUAUUUGGAGCCACUGAAUACUCUACUGCCAUCGACAUUUGGUCUAUUGUUAUUGCCGAGAUGCUCACUGAAGAACCCUUGUUUCCAGGAGAAAGUGCUACUGAUUAAUUGGUUGAAAUCAUCAAGAUUUUGGGAACACCUACUAUUGAUUAAAUCAAAAAUAAAGUUUCCUUAAAUUAAGUGUCAUCCUUGGGCGAAGGUAUUUGGUAAGUUUAAGCCAGAACCUCAUUUUAUAGAUUUUGUCAAUUGAAGCCAUUGGAGACUUUGUUCCAUCCUUACUUUGACGAAAUUAGACAGCAAGGUUUUGGAGAUGGAAACACCAAGUUGCCUAAUUUCUUCGAUUUCUAAAAGGAGGAAUUACAAAUUCAACCUGAAAUAGCUCACAAACUGACACAAAGUUGGGUUAAAAGUGACUGA